AUGAGUCUAUAUUCGUUCAUAAAGAGAUUUUCAAGUAACCAUCCACUGUUAAUCUAUGCACUUGUAUGGACUGUGUUGUUAACAAUCACAGUAGCAAUAUCCUCAUUAUCACCUGAAAUUGCAUUCAUGUCAGCUAUAUCACCAACUUCAUCGUUUUCAACACAACAACAACAUAAUCAAGGGUCAUGUAAGAUUGAAGAAGGUUACAUAAGAGUACCAAUUGAUAACCCAGGUGAAGUUUUAUGUUUUCCUGCUCAUUUGUUUGUAAAAUCUAGAAUGGAUUAUUUUGUACCUCCAAUUUUUGCUGCUGCUGUUGUUGCUGGGUCUGCUUUUGUUGUCAAGGCUAUGGGAUUAUGGGAAGAUUAG
Papaver somniferum (opium poppy) is the source of this 366-nucleotide messenger RNA. RefSeq lists its product as uncharacterized. The transcript has a single exon. NCBI's taxonomy places the organism in Eukaryota, Viridiplantae, Streptophyta, Magnoliopsida, Ranunculales, Papaveraceae. The record is from RefSeq and is a predicted model, not a curated record. The coding region runs from base 1 to 366 and encodes 121 amino acids.